GGCAAUAUAUGGUCGUUUCCACGUCUCUCACAAGCCUCACAAUCACCAGAACCAACAAGAAUAGUUCCGUCUACAAGCCAUCAACAUGACAGGUUCUCAGGCUCCCCGAGGUCCAUACAAGCUGGUGACAGUCAACACAGCGCCUGAGCGUGCGAAGCGUCUGGUCGGACGAGUAGCCGACGACCUCAAGGACAGAUAUGAGAUUCAGCACGUUCACAACUGCGAGACGAUCGAGGAAGUAGAAGGUGCUGUCACCAAACAUCAACCGCAGGUGCUCUUCUGUGCAUCCAUGUGGACUUCCGAACAAGCAGCAGAAAUCCAGGGAAUUGCCAAGAAGAUUAUUCCAGAUAUUGCUACCUAUGCCAUUCCUCACGGGCUGCAGGUCGAGAGAGGCCCGGACGCCAUCGUGGAACAUCUGGACGGCGUGGUCCCUCAGUUACUGGACUCACACUAUGGGAAGAGCACAUGAGAUGUGCGGUGAUGGUGAUGAUUAGUGAAAGUCGCAGAUGGGUAGAGGGUUUGGAUCUUCGACCACGAGUUUGGCCGAACAAUGCAUUGUUCUCUGCAGCAAAGAGAGUCUAUUGCUGCUGCGGUGGUGCGGUGCGGUGCAUUCCUCACGGUCCUUCGGCAAUGUUCGUGAUAGGGCGGUGAGAUGGUGUUCGGGUUGGAUCAUCCAUAGCAGGGCGUGACUGCACGCGUCCAGAAGGCUUCCACGCGUGGACAAAUGCGUUGUUGCACUGCCGACGUGCAUGUACUUUGGCGUGUACAUGUACCUACCUUACUGCAUGUUCAGAAACGUCCCGUGGUGCCGGCACCAAAUGCCAGAGCUUCCCAUCUUCUCCCAUCUUCUCGGCCCAUAGUCGUGUCCAGACCAUCCAGAUGGAGAUGUCA
This is a messenger RNA of Sphaerulina musiva SO2202, 891 nucleotides long. RefSeq lists its product as uncharacterized. The transcript has 2 exons. Bases 86 to 469 code for a protein of 127 amino acids. NCBI's taxonomy places the organism in Eukaryota, Fungi, Ascomycota, Dothideomycetes, Mycosphaerellales, Mycosphaerellaceae. The record is from RefSeq and is a predicted model, not a curated record.